CAGAUCUCCAGACUGACCCCAGGGAACGCCCUGGUACGGGGAACCUAGGACUUAACAACUCCAAGGAAGGGAGUGUAGGAGUUGGGGAGGGACAGUGUCCCCAUCUGCAAUUUCCGGUCAUUGACAGGGAUUUUAGGCCCCGCUGAGAGCCAGGGAUGCAUGAAUGCGUGGAGGGAAAUGAGUUGUAAACAGAGUGUAGGGGAACCUGGCAUCUCCAUGCUGCUUUGCUGCAGCUAAUAUGUUUUGCACCCGGGGUACAUCAUUUUACCUCUGUAAGCCUCAAUUUCCUGUCUGUAAAAUGGGAAAAUUAUGCCUAGUGUUCCUGGGAUACUGAGCUGGCUUCUCUGUGAAGCUAAAACCUCACCUCUAUUUUAAGGCCCAGGUGUCUCUGGCCUCCUGCCCUGGAUUAGGGGACUGGCCCCUGGGGUGGUGAAGGUCAGGGCCCCAGCCCCCAACCACAGUGCUGGGGGAGCUGUACCAAGCCUAGGCCACCCUCGCUCUGGAUGGCAACUUGAAAGCAGAAAAGAUGAGUAGUUUCAUAGGACCUGUGGGGUUGGAUUUCGCAUGCAGAAAAUGAACAACGAAGUGGUGGACAAGGGCUGUGGAGACCUUGGUGCCAGUGGCCCAGCCCUCCAAACACCUGCUGUCUUGGAGGCAAUUCUGUGGGGUGACCUGGUGGCCCCAGUGUCAGGCUGCUGUGUGAUGAGGGAGCUGCUGUUGGAGUAGAACAGGUCAGCAUUAAUUAAGGCCGUACCCUUCUGUCCCUGCUGUUCCCUCUGCCAGUUAGGGGGCUCCACCUUAGAGGCCCCCAGGGAGGGCUGGUUCAAUGCUAGGAUGGAGAGGGUGGCAGGGAGAGGCUUCGUGGUGGGGAAGGCAUUGGAGAUGGGUCUAGGGGAGUGGACAGGCUUUUGUCUGGGGUAGACUAUUCAGGGAGAGGGUACAGCGUGAAUAAAGGCUUGGGGUCCGAGAUGGAAAAAGUGCUUGGUGCAUUCAGGGAGAGGCACUCGGGAAGGAUAAACGGAGGCUAUGGAAGGAGAGGCAAGAGGGGAGCGGUCCUUGGGCGCGAUCCUGGAGGGACAAGAACGUUCCCAGCAGCUUGGGCCGAUCCUUGGCCCCCGUCCCACACUCCCUCCCCCCACACCCCCGCAGAUGUUCCGGGGAGGCCUCCAGACGCGCGGCCACACACCUGUGGCGCCGCCCGCGGGCCCUGACCGCGCCGUCUUUUUCUUUUAAAGGAGCCCUGAAAACCAUACUCUCUGGAUCGCGAGAGCGAGGCCAGGGCCCGCCAAGGGCGUGUGCGCAGGGCGGGGGUCGGCGGGGCUGGGCGGGUGGGGGGCGGGGGGCGGGGUGGGAGAUCGGAAGGGAAGCGCUUCCUGGUUCGAGCCGAGAGGGGCGAAUCCGGCUUCGCUCCGCGCCGCCGGGAGGAGCUGUCUGCAGCCCCCUCCUCCCGCCCUCGCCUCUCCCUCCUCCUUCUCCCGCCCUCCUCGCCGAUCCGGGCGGUGCUGGCAGCCGGAGCGGCGGCGGGCGGGCCGAGCAGCCGGGGCAGCCGCGCGUGGGCAUCCACGGGCGCCGAGCCUCCGUCCGUGUCUCUAUCCCUCCCGGGCCUUUGUCAGCGCGCCCGCUGGGAGCGGGGCCGAGAGCGCCGGUUCCAGUCAGACAGCCCCGCAGGUCAGCGGCCGGGCCGAGGGCGCCAGAGGGGGCCAUGUCGUACCAGGGCAAGAAGAGCAUCCCGCACAUCACGAGUGACCGACUCCUCAUCAAAGGUGGACGGAUCAUCAACGAUGACCAAUCCCUUUAUGCUGACGUCUACCUGGAGGAUGGACUUAUCAAACAAAUAGGAGAGAACUUAAUCGUUCCUGGUGGAGUGAAGACCAUUGAAGCCAACGGGCGGAUGGUUAUUCCCGGAGGUAUUGAUGUCAACACGUACCUGCAGAAGCCCUCCCAGGGGAUGACUGCGGCUGAUGACUUCUUCCAAGGGACCAGGGCGGCACUGGUGGGCGGGACCACGAUGAUCAUUGACCAUGUUGUUCCUGAACCUGGGUCCAGCCUACUGACCUCUUUCGAGAAGUGGCACGAAGCAGCUGACACCAAAUCCUGCUGUGAUUACUCCCUCCACGUGGACAUCACAAGCUGGUACGAUGGCGUUCGGGAGGAGCUGGAGGUGCUGGUGCAGGACAAAGGCGUCAAUUCCUUCCAAGUCUACAUGGCCUAUAAGGAUGUCUACCAAAUGUCCGACAGCCAGCUCUAUGAAGCCUUUACCUUCCUUAAGGGCCUGGGAGCUGUGAUCUUGGUCCAUGCAGAAAAUGGAGAUUUGAUAGCUCAGGAACAAAAGCGGAUCCUGGAGAUGGGCAUCACGGGUCCCGAGGGCCAUGCCCUGAGCAGACCUGAAGAGCUGGAGGCCGAGGCGGUGUUCCGGGCCAUCACCAUUGCGGGCCGGAUCAACUGCCCUGUGUACAUCACCAAGGUCAUGAGCAAGAGUGCAGCCGACAUCAUCGCUCUGGCCAGGAAGAAAGGGCCCCUAGUUUUUGGAGAGCCCAUUGCCGCCAGCCUGGGGACCGAUGGCACCCAUUACUGGAGCAAGAACUGGGCCAAGGCUGCGGCGUUCGUGACUUCCCCUCCCCUGAGCCCGGACCCUACCACGCCCGACUACUUGACCUCCCUACUGGCCUGUGGGGACUUGCAGGUCACAGGCAGCGGCCACUGUCCCUACAGCACUGCCCAGAAGGCGGUGGGCAAGGACAACUUUACCCUGAUCCCCGAGGGUGUCAACGGGAUAGAGGAGCGGAUGACGGUCGUCUGGGACAAGGCGGUGGCUACUGGCAAAAUGGAUGAGAACCAGUUUGUCGCUGUCACCAGCACCAAUGCAGCCAAGAUCUUUAACCUGUACCCAAGGAAAGGGCGGAUUGCCGUGGGCUCGGAUGCCGACGUGGUCAUCUGGGACCCCGACAAGUUGAAGACCAUAACAGCCAAAAGUCACAAGUCGGCGGUGGAGUACAACAUCUUCGAGGGUAUGGAGUGCCACGGCUCCCCACUAGUGGUCAUCAGCCAGGGCAAGAUCGUCUUUGAAGACGGAAACAUCAACGUCAACAAGGGCAUGGGCCGCUUCAUUCCGCGGAAGGCGUUCCCGGAGCACCUGUACCAGCGCGUCAAAAUCAGGAAUAAGGUUUUUGGAUUGCAAGGGGUUUCCAGGGGCAUGUAUGACGGUCCUGUGUACGAGGUACCAGCUACACCCAAAUAUGCAACUCCCGCUCCUUCAGCCAAAUCUUCGCCUUCUAAACACCAGCCCCCACCCAUCAGAAACCUCCACCAGUCCAACUUCAGCUUAUCAGGUGCCCAGAUAGAUGACAACAAUCCCAGGCGCACCGGCCACCGCAUCGUGGCGCCCCCUGGUGGCCGCUCCAACAUCACCAGCCUCGGUUGAACGUGGAUGCGCGGAGGAGCUAGCCUGAAGGAUUCUGGGAAUCAUGUCCAUCCCUUUUCCUGUCAGUGUUUUUGAAACCCACAGUUUUAGUUGGUGCUGAUGGAGGGAGGGGGAAGUCGAAGGAUGCUCUUUCCCUUUUCUGUUUAGGAAGAAGUGGUACUAGUGUGGUGUGUUUGCUUGGAAAUUCCUUGCCCCACAGUUGUGUUCAUGCUGAAUCCACCUCGGAGCAUGGUGUUUUCAUUCCCCCUUCCUAGUGAACCACAGGUUUUAGCAUUGUCUUGUUCUGUCCCUUCCACUUCUAACUCCACUGGCUCCAUGAUUCUCUGAGUGGUGGUUCCUUUGCACCCUGUAGAUGUUCUAGGAUAGUUGAUGCAUGUUACUAAAUUACGUAUGCAAGUCUGUGAGUGCGUCUGAGGGGACAUCGCCAAGGACUGACUGAGACACGAUGCCGAGACCUCAAGCCCUGAGGGGCAGUCCCAAAACCCUUACAGUGAAGAUGUUUACUCAUUGCCCCCACCUCUGGUCCACACUAGAAAGAAGCUCGCCCCACCUCCACCUGUGAGAUCCGUGAAUUCUCGGAAUGGCAGGGGAAGCCUUGCACUAGGUUGCAGAGAAGCAUCCUCCACAUCCUGUGUCAGAAACCCUGGUCUCCGUGGCACUUGUAACUCACCGUGCUGUCUUCUGGUCUGUGUGUGUUCUUCAAGCCAGCUCUAGGCUUCAGGCCGAGCCAGGUUCACACUCAGAAAGAGGUCUCCCCAUCCCCAUUCGGGGCUGACGAUGGGGGGCUGAUGGCUGCCCCUGCGUGGCCUGAGUCCUGGUCCCUCUGAGGCAGUUGACGGGGCAGUCAGAUUUUUAAAGUUUUGUACAAAGUUUUCCUUUGUAAUCACUCCCAUUUUUACUUAACAACCAACUUGUUGUGGCUCUUAUUUCUGAAUUCAAAGCUUGUGAAAAAAUAAAGAAAAUGAACUGCCCACUGACCUGACUAGGGCACUUUCA
This is a messenger RNA of Homo sapiens (human), 4417 nucleotides long. It is a transcript of the gene CRMP1, whose product is annotated as collapsin response mediator protein 1. Lineage: Eukaryota; Metazoa; Chordata; Mammalia; Primates; Hominidae. The record is from RefSeq and is a predicted model, not a curated record. Gene Ontology annotation, biological process: regulation of postsynapse assembly; semaphorin-plexin signaling pathway. The transcript is spliced from 15 exons. The coding region runs from base 1703 to 3421 and encodes 572 amino acids. Gene Ontology annotation, cellular component: presynapse; actin cytoskeleton; centrosome. Gene Ontology annotation, molecular function: phosphoprotein binding; hydrolase activity; hydrolase activity, acting on carbon-nitrogen (but not peptide) bonds.